This is a messenger RNA of Aspergillus lentulus, 1053 nucleotides long. RefSeq lists its product as uncharacterized. NCBI's taxonomy places the organism in Eukaryota, Fungi, Ascomycota, Eurotiomycetes, Eurotiales, Aspergillaceae. The record is from RefSeq and is a predicted model, not a curated record.
AUGGCGGACGGCGUUGCAAUCCAUACUCACGAUGUUCGAAACCUGGUCAACGGGAAUGUCGUGGGAGAUCAGAUUGGAGGAGAUCAAGUUGCGGGCAACAAGAUCACGCUUGAAAUGCGCAAUAUCAUUUUCGAUCCCGCGAUCGUAAGCCAGCUCGGAUUAAAGGAUUCGGACAGCAGUAUCUCCAAAGACCUUCAGAGAAUCUGUCAACUGGUCUCGAUUAUGAUUCUCACAGAGACUGAGGGAAACCUUUCGAAGUCACCGCACACCGUUGUCGGGCUACCGGAAACGAGACGCGCCCUCGAAGAAUUCCACACGUUACGCUACACCGGCACGUUCGACACGAGCAAAGGAGGUCCCGGCCUCAAUCUCUCUAAUAUACUUCCAUCCUUAACCAUACCGACCCUGGCUGAUCCGGAAGCUACUCUCCGCUACUAUGCCAUAAUGUGCAAAAUUCGACGGCAGAAGGAAGGCGAUACAACCUGUUCUCUACGACGAUCUCGGCGACUGCAGGGCUGGGCAGCAGAGACUCGUUCAUCGCUGCUCCUUGUCAAAGGCUCCUUUCCUACCCGUCAUCUGCUCAGAGACUUAGCUGCAGACAUGAUAUGUCUGCUCCGGAAAGAGAAGAGUAUUGUUGCUUGGGUCCUUCAGGCCAAGAGUCAGCAACAGCAUGCGCAUGGUGUCGUGGAUAUCUUGAAAGAGCUUGUCUCCCAGAUCCUCCAGCAGAACCCAGCGACGUUCACCGAACGCAGGGCUUCACUAACCGCGAGGAGAAUUCGGGAUGCAUCUACUGCGGAAGACUGGUGCAGCGUAUUGGGCUCAGUCCUAGGAGGUAUAAACGAGAUCUACCUGGUGAUCGACACGGAGGCUUUUGCGGACCAGGCAAAGGAGUAUGGAUGGUCUUGUCACUUCGCCAGUUUAUUCAACGAGUUACAGGCGCGUCGGAUCACCACCACUGUAAAGGUCAUGUUUAUCAGCUGUCGUAAACCCGUAAUCAGACAAUUUCAGACCGAUUGUGGGACGGUGAUCGACGCUGGCCGAUCCUGUAGAUAG